UGUUGACUAGGGUUGCUAGUUAAUGCUACACACAGCUUACCGAAUUUUCUUUAAGUCAAAGGUUAAAUCAAAAAGGCGCCGAGGGCACCAUUUUAUUGUUGUCGCUACUGCACACUUCAAAAUGCCUUAACACCUCCCUACUUUUGGGAUACAACUCGCCUAAUAAUGUUGGUAUUUACUGUGACAAGCUAAUGAAGCUAGCUUUUUUGCUAGCCAGGAAGACUUGACAUCUCAGCGUUGGCUUUCUAUCAGCUAACACAGGCAGCAUAGGAGCUAACUUAAAGAGAGCUCCAGAUGCGGCUAAAAGACCCCUUUUCUUUGAAAGCCGCCGAUAUGACUAAGCGGACUAAUAAACCAAGGAAACCUCGAGAUGAGGAGUCCUCCGAUGAAGUCAGUGGACUGACAUGCCAACAUGUGAACAAAGCGGUGGAUCUGAGCUCAGUAAAGAAGUCGGUCCUCUCGAGUGUGUGGUUGGUGUGCUCUGAGUGCCUGAAGGAAAGGACAAUGAUCGAUGGAGAGCCAGCAGCAUCCAAUGACAUCCUGGUGUGCCUGAAGUGUGGUUUUCAAGGCUGCAACCAGUCAGGGAUCCAGCACGCUGUCAGGCAUCACCAGACUUCACAUACAGAGUCACACUGCAUUACUAUCAGCCUCAGCACGUGGAAGGCCUGGUGCUUUGAAUGUAAUGAGGAGCUCUCUACUCACUGCAACAAGAAAGCUUUAGCACAGACCCUCGAUUUUCUUCAAAAGCACUCUACCAAGGCAGCAUCAGUAGCAUCACCGAAGACCAUCAAGCUGCGAGAGGAACCAUCAGAUUAUGCUGACCCACACAAAGGGAAAAGUCCAGGCAUCAACAGCACUUUGGUCCCUGUUAAAGGAAUAAAUAACCUUGGUAACACCUGCUUCUUCAAUGCUGUGAUGCAGAACCUGUCCCAGACACACAUGCUCAUUGACCUCAUCCAUGAAGUGAAGGAGAAAGGUUACAAGCUGAAGAUCUGUCCACCUGUCGAGACAAAUCUGAUUCCUCUGACGAUUGCGUUGCCUGGUCCAGAGCCGCUGACUGCAGCCAUGUUCCUCUUCCUGCAGAGCAUGAAGGAGCUGGGGAAAGGCCCCAUCAAUCCAAAAAUCCUCUUCAACCAACUCUGCCAGAAAGCUCCACGCUUCAAGGGCUACCAACAACAGGACAGUCAGGAGCUUCUGCACUACUUACUGGACUCUAUACGAGUCGAGGAAACCAAAAGGGUGAAAGCUGGCAUUUUGAAGGCUUUCAACAAUCCCACAGAGAAGACAGCAGAUGAGGAAACCAAACGCCAAGUCAAAGCAUAUGGAAAAGAAGGAGUGAAGAUGAACUUUGUCGACCGCAUCUUUGUAGGCGAGCUUACCAACACAAUUAUGUGUGAAGAGUGCGAGCAUAUCUCCACAGUAAAAGAAGCCUUCAUAGACAUCUCUUUACCCAUCAUAGAGGAGAGGAUAUCAAAACCAUCCAACCCUGGUCGGCUAGUAAAGAGCAGCCGUGAGCAGGACAUAAACACAGUUCACAAUGAGCAGGUUCAUUCUGCGUCACACACUGUCAACAAAAACACCCGGAAACUCAGGGGGCAGAAACAGCUGAGCAGGAGGUCCUCCAGCUCCGUGGAGGAGAAGGGAGCCGGCUGUGGUGCAGAGCGAACGGAGGAGGAGGGGGUCACUGGCGGAUCAGCUCGUGGCGUCUCGGUUUGUAAGAUGGCGGCUGCUGGCAGCCUAUCAGACGGCAGUGAAAGAGACUCUGGCGCUCAAGACAGCAGCAAUGACGCUGACAGCGAGGCCUCCGAGAGCGAGUGGGCCCCGCGCGCCUCCAGCCACAGCCACGGACAUACAUCCACUCCCUCCUCUGCUUCCACACUCACUCCAUCCCCUACGCCUGUUUCUUCCUCCUCUCCUUCAUCGUCAUCCUCCACCAGACAGUGUGGCGCGGUAGAGCAGCUGGUUUCUGGGGUUUCUAAAGUCAACCUGGGCUUCACUUCUGGGGACAACUCUGCUGCCGCCCACUGUUCUCCAGAGGAGCAGGGAGAAACUCACACCCGAGAAAACCUCCACCACCUACACCACCAGGGAGCCUUCCAGGCUCUGUCACACAGCUACACUCCCAGCUCCAAGGAGUGCUCCAUCCAGUCCUGCCUCCACCAGUUCACCUCUGUGGAACUGCUGAUGGGCAACAACAAGCUGCUUUGUGAGAGCUGCACCGAACGCAGGCAGAAGCAGCUGCGCAAGAGCACCUCAACAGAAAAAAAGGUGGAGAAGAUUUACACCAGUGCUAGGAAGCAGAUGCUGAUAUCCUUGCUGCCUCCUGUCAUCACGUUGCAUCUAAAACGCUUCCACCAGGCAGGGAUGAACCUCCGAAAGGUGAACCGCCAUGUUGACUUUCCUCUGAUCUUGGAUUUGGCUCCGUUCUGCUCUGCAUCCUACAAGAACCUGGCAGCCGGUGAGCGCGUCCUGUACAGCCUUUAUGGGAUUGUUGAGCACAGUGGCUCAAUGCGUGGAGGCCACUACACUGCAUAUGUUAAAGUGCGUGCGCCCCAGAGGAAAACAGAACAGCACCACAAGAACCUGUCAGGUGCGAGGGAUGCCGGCAGCAGCUCCCAGGGCCAGUGGGUGUACAUCAGUGAUACCACAGUUCAGACAGUACCAGAGUCCAGGGUACUCAACUCUCAGGCAUACCUGCUCUUCUAUGAGGAAAUUCUCUAAUGUGACCAGUGACUUUUUUUUUUCUUACAUAUCUGUUUUGUUGGGUUUUUUUUGGGUGAAGAACCUCCUGCUUCUCUCACUGUAUCUGUAAAAAAAAAAGAAGAGGCAAAAAACAAGGGAAAUACCUAAAUACAUGAAUUCAUACUUUGAAAAAUCUACAUGUAAGAAAAAAAGAGAGAUUUUAAAAUUUUGCUUUUUUUCCUUAUUUAUUGCCCAGAUUUUCCUUCAUGUUUCCACAUUUAAAAAAGAUGUCAAUAGAAAAGAGUUAUUGAAAUUUAGCUUUUCAAUAUUUAUAAUUUAACUUAGUCCCAGUCAUGUCUAAGAUUUAAACUGCAUGAUGGAGUUUGCUACAAAUAACUAGAAACAAGCAGAAUAAUCGCAUGUCGAACCGCAUUCAGCACUGACUAGUUCAUGUCAGUCACGUCUGUGUGUGUGUGUGUGUGUGUGAGAGAGAGUGUGAGAGCGUUAAAGACUGGUGAAUGUAGCUCAAAGGUGCUACGUGUAUCAGUUAGACCUUUUACAGUUAUGAGCUAACUGCAGUUAUUUAAGUUUAUCAUCAUUUCCAAUCACCCUCAUAUCAGCAGCUGGACACGUAUAUCAUGCCCAUCAGUAUAAUACAAGUUGUUUUCCAAAGUUUGAGGUUUGUUUGGCACUUUUUAAAGUUGUCAUCUGGAUGUCCCCCUCUGCUGUGUUUUCAUGGCACCUGAGUGAAGAGUUGAUGCUAACAGCUGUAAUUCUGGAGGUGUUAACUACCAGUUUAGCUGUAAAACCAAGCUGUGGAAGAGGAGAUUGUGUUGAAUUUACAACAGAAAAGUGGUUAUUAAAGAUGUUUAUACCUUUGAUAAUUAAUCCAUCAUCAGACUUUGUACUUUAUUAGUAGCACAAAGUGAACAAAAAACACAAUUAAAUUUCUAUUUUUCCAGUAUUCCAGUAUAAUCAUCAAAUACAUUUUUUGACCGUGACAGUUUUUGUCCAAUAACACUUGGAUAUAAACUGUGUUAUGCUGAAUCAGAGUUGGUUGUGUGGUUGUAUCACUGGCAGAAACAUCGAAGGCCUUUGAGAGAGGAAUGAAUUCAGAUGUUGGCUCUGACUACAAGCUGAAAAGCCUGUAUGAAUGUUUUGUUUUGUAUUAUUAUUUAUUCUUACAUUUGAGAAACUCCACUAUCACCAAGCUCCACAGCUUUAUUUGACUAGCAACUAUUUAUAUAAUAAUUUAAUGAGACGCAGCAAUAACAGCUAACUGUGGUUUAUCAUUGCAAACUGCUGCACAUGGCACCUUUCAAGAGAAGCACAGCAGUGAAUUUACAGCUUAGUGUGUGUGUGUGUGUGUGUGUGUGUGUUUUUCUUUCUAACAUCAGAAUGUAUUCAUGUUAGACUAUCAGUCAGAUGCAUUUGCCAAAGACGGGUUUUGCAACUGUAGGUCCCGGCAGAAAUGACUUUAUUCAGAUUUUCUUCACUUGCCGCUCUUUCGAGGUUAUCAGUAUAAUAAAGUUUAUCCACACAAACAAACAAUGUUUAUCGAACCAACAAAGCACCAUGUCUGCCUUCUCUGUAAGUGCACACAGAAAAUCAACACCACAGCAGAUGUUUAAACCCUGAAUGCUAUCAACAAGAUGGAAGGAAAUAAGAAAUAUUUUAUUUCUAACAUAAUAAAUUUAAAGUUUUUAAGCCUGAUGAAAAAAAUUCGCUGGGGUUAAUGUACCAUUGAAUGUAUUGCCUGUUGCAGAAAACAUCUUUUUCAUCUUUUUCUAUAAAAAUGUUUUCCAUCGAGUUUUUUUCUUUUUUUCUUGCUUACUAUACAGUUGCCAAACAGUAAUUCAACAGUUGGAUUUGAGCCUUGAGGGUUUGUUAGUUUGUUUUUUCUAAACAAGGAUGCAUUCAGUGCCUCAGCUUCAGGAUGAAGAACCCUGUGCAUGGUAAAGACAACAUGUGGAGUACAAUGUAAAGAGGGAUCUGUGUACUUAAUUUAUGUACAGUAUAGCUUACUGUAAGCAAAAUAUAUAUAUAUAUAAUAUGGACUAUAUGUUAUUGUAUAUACUAGAAACAAGAGAAACUUUUGGUGCUUAAUGCGUGAAGAGUUUUGUUCCCAGAAAUUGAUAUUUAAAUUCUGUUAUGCUCUAACAAACAUUUGGAAUGAUUAUAAAACAUACUGUAUCAGAAUAAAUCAGAUUUUUGAGUUCA
Molecule: messenger RNA, 4902 nt
Organism: Melanotaenia boesemani (Boeseman's rainbowfish)
Lineage: Eukaryota; Metazoa; Chordata; Actinopteri; Atheriniformes; Melanotaeniidae
Gene: usp45
Product: ubiquitin specific peptidase 45
Exons: 18
Coding region: 295-2721 (808 amino acids)
Biological process (GO): protein deubiquitination
Molecular function (GO): cysteine-type deubiquitinase activity; zinc ion binding
Source: RefSeq, a predicted model, not a curated record